AUGAAGAUGGUGAUGAAAACCCUCAUGUGAUUCCCAUUGUUGGCAUGGGUGGACUAGGGAAGACCACAUUGGCUCGACUUGUUUACAAUGAUGCUAGACUGAAGGGUGUGUUCGAGCCUAAAGCUUGGGUUUGUGUAUCUGAUGAAUCUGAUAUUCGUCGAAUAACAAGAUCUAUUAUUCAACGAAUAACUGAAAAUGAGUACAGUGGCUCUGAAGAUUCUUCUGUAAUUCAAGGGAAGUUGUACAAUAUGUUAUCUGGAAAGAAGUUUCUACUUGUAUUGGAUGAUGUUUGGAGUGAGGACCACAGUUGUUGGGAUGAAUUGCAAAGACUCUUUAUAUCAGGAGCUGCUGGGAGUAAAAUAAUUGUUACAUCACGCAGCAAGGGUGUCGCCAAAGCCAUGAGGGCAACUGAUCAAAUUUAUCCCCUUGAAAAGCUUCCACAGAACCAUUGUUUGUCAUUAUUAGCUAGACAAGCAUUGGGAAAGGGGGACUUUAAUGAGCACUUGUAUCUCAAAGAAAUUGCUGAAGAAAUUGUAAAGAAAUGCAAAGGGUUGCCAUUGGCUGUAAAAACCCUUGGAGGAGUUCUUCAUGCUGAGCUAGAUCCUAAGAGGUGGGUCAAGAUACUAAAUAGUGAGAUAUGGGAAUUACCAGAAGAAAGCAGUUGCAUUCUUCCAGCUUUGAGAUUGAGUUAUCAUCAUCUUCCUGCCCCUCUGAAAAGGUGUUUUGCCUAUUGUGCUAUGUUCCCAAAAGAUCAUAAAUUUCACAAGGAUGAUUUAGUUUUAUUAUGGAUGGCUGAGGGAUUUGUAAAACAGCAGCAGAAUGGAGCAAGGCAAAUGAAAGACAUGGGAGAUCAAUACUUUCGUGAUUUAAUUUCACGAGGGCUUUUCCAACAAUCAACCAGUUAUGGCAGUAAUCAAUUACACUUUGUGAUGCAUGACCUUGUGCAUGAUUUAGCGCAGUAUAUUGCAGGAGAAACAUGCUGCAAUUUCAAAAAUCUGAUAGAGAGUGAGAAAAAGGAGGGUAAUUUUGAAAAGGCACGCUAUGUGUCAUCCUCUACUCAAAAUGAUUUUAGAAGAUCUCAGUUUCUGCAAAAACCCAAUAGUUGGCGGACACUCCUAUUAUAUGCUACUUCUGUACGACGGUUUAGCGAUACAUAUUUUCUAGAGUGUCUACAAAAAUUAAGAUGCCUGAGGGUCUUAUCUUUUCCUGGUUGGAGAAUAUCUGAGCUUCCAAAUUCAAUUGAGAAAUUGAAGCAUUUGCGCUACAUAAAUUUGUCUGACAGUCCAUUACAAUGUUUACCGAAUUCUGUGAGGUCUCUUGUGUACUUGCAAACAAUGAUACUAUGCAACUGCAGCGCAAUCAGAGAGUUGCCAGCUGGAAUUGUGUAUUUAGUUGACUUACAUCAUCUUGAUAUUAGGGGUACGGAUAGCUUACAAAAGAUGCCACCCCAAAUGGGCAAUUUGAAAAAUCUUUUGAUGUUGCCUAAAUUUAUUGUGGGACAAUCUGGUGGGCUGAGAUUAAAAGAGUUGAGCAACUUGAAGGAUCUACAAGGUGAGCUACUUAUCAAAGAUCUCCAUAAUGUCUCCGAUAUUCAAGAUGCCAGUGAGGCGAACCUAUUUAAGAUCGAGGGCCUUGAAGAGCUAACAUUGGCAUGGACUAAUGACUUCCAGACUUCACGAGAUGAAAGUAAUGAAUUGCAGGUACUCAGGCAGUUAAAGCCUCAUUCCAAUUUGAAAAGAUUAAAAAUUCAUUCAUACGGAGGCUUGGAAUUCCCAUCUUGGAUUGGCAGUCCAUCAUUUUCUAAAUUAGAGUACUUGGGACUCAAUGAUUGUAAGAGAAGCACUUUAUUGCCAAGGCAUGGACAAUUACCACAACUCAUGCGGUUUGAGAUCAAAGGAUGCCCUCAAUUAACUUAUUCACCAAUGAGUCUUCCAUCACUUCAGGAACUGUGUUUGGACAAUUGUAAAGAGGCAGUUCUCAGGAGUGUUUUUGAUUCCACUUCACUCACCAAGUUGGAUAUUAGCAGAAUUUCAGAGCUUACUUGCUUGCCUAGAAGCAUCACGCAAAACAUGACCGCACUUGAGACUCUGAGAAUUUAUGACUGCCGUGAACUUAUUUUCUUAUUGGAGGAUGGAGACAGUCUGUCAAGCUUUUCUAGUCUUAAGAGUAUGAGUAUUUCUCACUGUCCCCACCUAGAAUCAUUAACAGACCUUCUACCUGUCAGUCUGUCAAGCUUUUCUAGUCUUAAGAGGAUGUAUAUUUAUUACUGUCCUCUUCUAGUAUCGUUAACAGACCUUCUACCUCCUACUCUUGAAUCUUUGACCAUCUGGGGAUGUGAUAACCUUGAACGCCUACCAAAUGGACUAGGUCGCCUCACCUCUUUAAAAAAAUUGGAUAUCCAAAGUUGCAAAAAGUUCGUGGGCUUUCUGGUGACUGACUCUCCAUUAUAUCUCCAACGCCUUUUUUUAAAUAAUUUGGAGGCUUUGGAGUCAUUACCUUAUGAGUUGAUGAUGACAACAGAAAGUUCAGAUAUUUGGAAAUGUCCACGCCUCAAAUCUUUUUUGACAGGUGAGUUACUUGCCAGACUUGAAGAGUCCACAGUUGAGAAUUCUGAAAAAUCUGAGUUCCUACGGGAGGGAAGUAUGAAGCUCAGAAAAACAGUUAGCCUAACCUUCCCAAACCAUGCGGCAAUGCAGAACACAACAGGGUUCUUGAUCUCUUCCACUGCCUCCAACAAUAAAGUAAACCCUUGAUAUAUAGAAAAAACCAAUACAACAUUCUGGUGAUAUGCCAUAAUUUACAAAUAAAGUACUUUUUCUUAAAAAAAGAGAGGUCUUUUUGUAAUAACAAAACGCGUCAUUGAUAUUUUGGUGGAGGUUACCAGAAUUUGUAAUACAAUGGACAUUUGCAG
Rubroshorea leprosula is the source of this 2911-nucleotide messenger RNA. The record is from the annotation of a GenBank genome assembly. Lineage: Eukaryota; Viridiplantae; Streptophyta; Magnoliopsida; Malvales; Dipterocarpaceae.